Molecule: messenger RNA, 2340 nt
Organism: Rhopilema esculentum
Lineage: Eukaryota; Metazoa; Cnidaria; Scyphozoa; Rhizostomeae; Rhizostomatidae
Product: beta-ureidopropionase
Molecular function (GO): beta-ureidopropionase activity
Source: RefSeq, a predicted model, not a curated record
GAGCUCAACAUCGAAAAGAGGCCGAAUAAGGUGUGCAGUGGCAAUAUGGCGGAAAAGAAGAAACCUGACAUUAGAAGUUUGGAUGAUGUUUUAGCUAAACGUUUGGACCCCGAAGAACUAGAAGAGGUAAACCGACUCCUGUAUGGAAGGCCAACCAGUGAAUUGGAACUUCCAGCAAAAGCCAAGCAAAUUGCUGAAUCAAAGCAAUUUGCCAUUGCUGGAUACAAGAUAAAUGCUGCUGUAGAGCAACUACGAGCCCCUAGGGUUGUACGAAUUGGAGCCAUUCAGAAUAAAAUCAUUUUACCAACUGAUGCACCAAUUUCUGAUCAGAUAACUGCUUUGCAUAACAGAAUAAAGGAAAUCGCUGAAGCUGCAGCUGAAUCCAGUGUCAAUGUUCUUUGUUUACAAGAGGCAUGGACAAUGCCAUUUGCUUUCUGCACAAGAGAAAAGCAACCUUGGAAUGAAUUCUCUGAAUCUGCCGAGGAUGGGCCAACUACAAGAAUUUUACAAGAGGUUGCAAAACAAUAUAAUAUGGUAAUCAUCUCUCCGAUUCUUGAAAGAGAUGAAGCCCAUCAAGGUGUUUUGUGGAAUACUGCUGUUGUGAUAUCAAACAAUGGAAGUGUUAUUGGAAAAUCAAGGAAGAAUCACAUUCCCAGGGUUGGAGACUUCAAUGAGUCCACUUAUUACAUGGAAGGAAACCUUGGACAUCCAGUUUUCGAGACACAAUUUGGAAAGAUUGGAAUAAAUAUAUGCUAUGGAAGGCACCAUCCUCUCAACUGGCUUAUGUUUGCUAUCAAUGGAGCUGAAAUUGUUUUCAAUCCUUCUGCAACUGUUGGUUCUCUGAGUGAGCCAUUAUGGCCAAUUGAAGCAAGAUGUGCAGCCAUUGCAAAUGGCUACUUUUCUGUUGCCAUCAACAGAGUUGGAACGGAGCAUUUCCCUAAUGAAUUCACGUCAGCAGAUGGAAAAAGCGCCCACAAAGAUUUCGGGAAUUUUUAUGGUUCAAGUUAUGUUGCAGCACCGGAUGGUUCUCGCACCAAGGGGUUGCCUAGAAACGAGGACGGCCUCCUUAUCACUGAAGUUGAUCUGAACAUGUGUCGACAGGUGAAAGACAAAUGGGGAUUUCAGAUGACCCAGAGGCUUCCCCUCUAUGCUGAGGGCCUGGGAAAGGCCACAAAAGAAGAUUUCAAGCCACAAAUCAUCAAGGAGCAGUAAAGUUUUUUGGCUCGAGUGACUAAACUAAACUGAAUGAUUUUUUCUGUAUAACUUGGUGGCUAUGAUAAUUUUCACAAUCGAUUAUAUGAACUCGUUUUUUAUUGUAUACACGAACACAUGAUCCUGAUAUUUUUCUAUCAGUUUGAAAAUUUAGGAAAGUUUGUUUGUAAUCCUUGCGUACCAUCUGGUCAACACUCUGUACUUAUAAACAUCUAUUAGGUUUUCCUCUUUACAUUGAAAUUACACUAAUCGGCAUUAUAGUAAUCAUAAUUACUUUAAUCAACAUUAACGUCGUUAUCAUAAUCAUUCACAUAGCAAAGAGUAUUUGAGAAGGAAAUCUCGAAAACCAGCAUCAUUUGUCUUUAUUGUACUUAUUAUUGAAUCGAGUAGGUGACUAGCCAUGUUGGAACCCUGAAAUUGACUGGCGUCUCAUAAAACAUCUUAUUUUUUAUUAAAAGUAGUUAAGUGUUCUUAUCACAUCUCAUGCUAAUUACCGGACAACUAGAGAUGUUGAGGAAAAGUUCAAACUGAUGCUGAAAUUCUGCAAAGUUAUUUUCGUUUUAUUGACCUUCUUGAUUUCAAUUAAUCCUUAAAAGAUCAGGCCUGGUUCCACCAGUAAAACGUUCUAAAACCUGCUCCUAAAUGAAUGAGUUUGCAAGUUUCUUGCUAAUAGGAUUUCCCAACUCCCUCAUAUUACGACUCCAAAUUGCAAACACUAAAAACGCAACUGUAUGAAAUUGCAACUAUUGUACAUUAAUAGUAACAAAUCUUUUUUCCUAACUUACAUAAUAAUAUUUCAAGAUUUGUUUUGAGCAAGAUUAAUUCAAACUGUUAUAUUUGAAGAUUUAUCAAAUUAUUUCUCUCUACAAAGGUUCCUUUGUAUUUUUUAGUAUAAUUGACCAAUACCUUCGAUAUACAAUACAAUGAUAAUGAGGAAAUUAAAAAUGGUUCGGAUUCCUUUUAGAAUUAAAAUAUUCAUGGAAACCAAGAAAUAUCGCUUGACUACUUGUUAAAUCAAUUAUAUUGUCUUCCUUUAAUAAUCUUUAUUUACCUUAAUUCUUGAAUGCCAAAAUAUUGUUUUAUCUUUCAGCAGUAGAAGAGUGAUUCUUGUCUUCAACUUUUUUGGCA